AUGAAGGGAGAGCAAGAGUGGAAGGAAGUUCGCAGGAGAAGAACAACUGAGAAAUUGGGCAGCGAGAUAACUACUUUCUUUAUCACAAAUGUCCCAAAGGAAGCCAUAAAGAGGGAGAUCUACGAUGCGUUCAUCCAAUUAGAUGUGAAGAAUGUAAAACAUAUGGAGAAUAGACUCGAUGGCACAAUGGUUAGAGGAACAAGACUGGAGGUGAACCUGGCAUUACAUAAGAGAAAAGAGCUCCCGUCCAUGGCAACGAACAUCAAAAGUAACCCUAUUGGGAGACAUAAUGGCUCCUUAACUAAUAAACAAUCCACACAUGCGGUGUGGGGGAGAUCAAAGGACCAUAGGACGUUUGCAGAAGUUCUUGGUAAGAAAAUGCAUACUGAUACUGCACCCCCGUCACCGCCUCCAAUAGCCCUACAUAUUGCACUAAGUAGAGAUACACAAAACUGGUUAUGGAAGACGUCUCUCAUUGGUGAGGCAAUGUCGUUAGAUCACUUGGAACACAUACCCAAGCUAUUGUCAUUUCGAAAUGAUAUUCUCAUGGAGAUCAAAGAAGAUGGAUCAUGA
Molecule: messenger RNA, 573 nt
Organism: Lactuca saligna
Lineage: Eukaryota; Viridiplantae; Streptophyta; Magnoliopsida; Asterales; Asteraceae
Source: the annotation of a GenBank genome assembly